This is a messenger RNA of Ipomoea triloba (trilobed morning glory), 1467 nucleotides long. RefSeq lists its product as uncharacterized. The transcript has 8 exons. Bases 271 to 1098 code for a protein of 275 amino acids. NCBI's taxonomy places the organism in Eukaryota, Viridiplantae, Streptophyta, Magnoliopsida, Solanales, Convolvulaceae. The record is from RefSeq and is a predicted model, not a curated record.
AGUAGCUGCAAGUCUUAAAUCAGUGUCGGUUGAAAUUGCUUAUGGAGAUUUGAAAUCUGAGCGUUGUAUCGAGUAGCUGAAUUAGAGAAAUACCUGCAGAUUCUGAAUGAAAUUUAAGGGCAUAAAUCUAUCUAUGACAUUAUGGCAGUGAAAAUGAAAACAAAAAUGUGGCAGAAAACAAUGGAGAAGUAAAAUGGUUAUUGUUGGCAGUGGGUGAAGUUUAGACUGCUUCCUUUGUGCAAAUCAAGUCUGCUCUAUCUAAAUCCAGUGAUGCAACAUAAAAAGGUAGUAGUGGUGAACAACCAUGGUGAGAAGCUUGUGGGCAUAUUACAUGAAACAGGCUCUAAGGAGCUUGUAAUUGUGUGUCAUGGUUUCAAAUCCUCAAAGGAUCGCAUUCCCAUGGUGAACCUUGCUGCUGCUUUUGAGAAAGGAGGAAUUAGUGCUUUCCGCUUUGAUUUUGCAGGCAAUGGAGAAAGUGAGGGUUCAUUCCAGUAUGGUAACUACCGUAGAGAAGCUGAUGAUUUGCUUACUGUAGUUGAACAUUUUCGCCAGAAUGGACGUUUCAUAACAGCAAUUAUUGGGCAUAGCAAAGGAGGGAAUGCUGUGCUUUUGUAUGCAUCAAAGUAUAGGGAUAUACCUACAGUCAUCAAUAUUGCUGGUCGCUAUAAUCUGAAGAGAGGAAUUGAAGGUCGGAUGGGCAAAAACUAUCUGGAGCAAAUCAAGCAAGAUGGAUUUAUUGACGUUAAAAACAGGAGAGGGAAAGUUGAGUAUCGAGUGACCGAGGAAAGUUUGAGGGACCGCCUAACAACCGAUACUCGUUUGGCAUGUCAAACUAUUCCACUAAGCUGCAGGGUGUUGACGAUCCAUGGUUCAAUGGAUGAAAUGGUGCCCGUUGAUGAUGCCCUGGAAUUCGCCAAGUACAUCCCAACCCACACACUGCACAUUAUCGAGGGAGCAGAUCAUGAAUUUACCUUGCACCAAGAUGAAUUGGCUUCUCUAGUGGUCGCCUUUGUCAUGGCUAGUGUAUCUAAGGAAGAAAUAACCAAACCAUCAGAGUCAUGUGUAAGAAAACAAAAAUCAAUUCAUUCUCGUUUCUGAUUUCGUCUACUUUUGAGCAACGUUAUGAAACAAAUACUUGAAAUAUUCUUUAGAAUGAAACUAGGCCUCAAUAAAUGGCCAAGAUAUUGCUCAAAUAGUGAAAUGUAUAUUAAAUAGUACUGGAAAAGAGGCAUGUGGAACUGCCACUGUAAAGAAUGUUCUUCCUAUUGUGUUUCGUGUUGGGUUUGGACAAAGAAUGUAGGCAUUAGGCAUUCUUUUGUUAUACAUGAAUUCUAGGUGUAUGGCAAACUAAGAUGUAAAACAGCUAGGAGUUUCUUUUGGAGUAUGAGACGAUGUUGUACAUUUUGAGCAUAAUAUAUAUAUAGGGUCACACUUGUGUGAGACCGUCUCACGGAUCUUUAUACGUGA